Molecule: messenger RNA, 465 nt
Organism: Strongyloides ratti
Lineage: Eukaryota; Metazoa; Nematoda; Chromadorea; Rhabditida; Strongyloididae
Exons: 3
Coding region: 1-465 (154 amino acids)
Source: RefSeq, a predicted model, not a curated record
AUGAUAAUUAUAAAAACUAUAUACAAAAAACAAAAACAAGAUAAUGUACCAAGAUCGUUAAAUCCAUUUCCACCAAUUAUAACUAUUCGAACUUCUGACAUACAAAAUGGUAUUAUACCAAGUGCUUUUUCAUAUAAUUCAAGAAAUGCUAUUUUUAUUCCACAAAAUAAUAUUUUAAAGCCAACAUAUUCUGGUGAAGCACCACCACCAUAUCCUGGUAUUUUAGGAGCAACUCCAACACCUAAUCCUAAUAAUUCACUCAAUCCUACUACAUCAACUAAUCAACAUCAUACAAUUCCAACUCCAAUAAUUAUGAGAUUGUAUGAUAAUAAUAAUCAAAAUUACCAAGCAACUGAUCCACCUCCAUAUGAAGAUUUACCAGGUUCAACAAAUACAUCUUUAAGUGCCAUAUUUUUUCCAAGUCGAAUAACACCAGAUCCCAGUCAUGUACUUCCACAAAAAUAA